Symphalangus syndactylus (siamang) is the source of this 2785-nucleotide messenger RNA. RefSeq names its product FCF1 rRNA-processing protein (gene FCF1). Gene Ontology annotation, cellular component: small-subunit processome. NCBI's taxonomy places the organism in Eukaryota, Metazoa, Chordata, Mammalia, Primates, Hylobatidae. The record is from RefSeq and is a predicted model, not a curated record.
UACGGAAGAACCAGGAGUUUGGCGUGACCAUGGUGAGAGAAGACGGUCCAAGAAGGGACGUUAUCAGGCCACUUUUUGGGUGGAGAAGGAGGGGAAGCAAAAGAAAACAAGGAAGUAUGCGACCAUGAAGCGAAUGCUUAGUCUCAGAGAUCAGAGGCUUAAAGAAAAGGAUAGAUUAAAACCUAAAAAGAAAGAAAAGAAGGAUCCCAGCGCGUUAAAGGAAAGAGAAGUUCCCCAACACCCUUCCUGCUUAUUUUUCCAAUAUAAUACACAGCUGGGCCCCCCUUACCACAUCCUCGUUGAUACCAACUUUAUCAACUUUUCCAUAAAAGCCAAACUGGACUUAGUGCAGUCAAUGAUGGACUGUCUGUAUGCCAAGUGUAUCCCUUGUAUAACCGAUUGUGUAAUGGCUGAAAUUGAGAAAUUGGGGCAGAAGUAUCGAGUGGCUCUAAGGAUUGCCAAGGAUCCAAGAUUUGAACGAUUACCAUGUACACACAAAGGAACCUAUGCAGAUGACUGCUUAGUACAGAGAGUAACUCAGCAUAAGUGUUACAUUGUGGCCACGGUUGACCGGGACCUUAAAAGAAGAAUCCGUAAGAUUCCUGGAGUUCCUAUCAUGUACAUUUCUAACCAUAGAUACAACAUUGAACGGAUGCCAGAUGAUUAUGGAGCCCCUCGAUUCUAAUUCUUACAAGACACAGUUCCUCUGCCUUUCUUCGACCAACUUUCUCUUGUUGCCAGUUCAUUACACAUAAUGUAGCAGAAUUUUUAAGGAAUCAGAGAGACCGAUGGAGUUCAGGAAGAUAUUUAUUAUUUAGGUGCACUGGCCCAGUCGGAUUAACAUCCAAAGGACUGAGCCCUGAACAAAGAGUUAAGAGUUAAGUUACCUUUUAAGCAAUUUGUGGGGCGGGGGGUGGGGGGGUGGAAUCUGUGCACGGGAAGCAUAUUACAGAAGCGAGAAAGACAGUUAUUCAAUUAACUGAGACAUGCAUUACAUCAUUUCUUACUUUUCAAGGAAAAUCAUGUUUUACGACUUGAGUUUAUCUGUCUACUUACCUUGCAGCUGCACAGCUAGAGAAACAGGGUAUUUACAAUGCCUGGGAAAGGAGGAGAGAUAAGGCUCACUAGCCACAGAAAAACAGGCAGUUAAUUUUUAAAGGACUCCAGCUCUUUCUGUUUCUCACAGUGAAUUGGGUUUUCUUACAUACAACUGAGUUUCUGCUUACACAUUUUUUAAUUUCUUUUAAUUCCUUUUCCAAUGCAGUAGCAUGAAUUAUUAUUCUCUUGACCUAUUUGCCUUACUAUGAGCUGAGGGUAGUUAAAUAUGCUCAGUCUUUUUUUUUUUUUUUUUUUCUUGAGAUGAAGUUUUGCUCUGCCACCAGGCUGGAGUGCAGUGGUGCAAUCUGGGCUCACUGCAACCCCUGCCUCCCAUCCUUCAAGUGAUUCUCCUGCCUCAGCCUCCCGAGUAGCUGGGAUUACAGGUACACGGCACCAUGCCCAGCUAAUUUUUCUUCUUUUUGGUGGGGGGGUGGGGGGUAUUUUUAGUAGAGACAAAUUUGUAUUUUUAAUACAGAAAAAUAUGCCUCGGGCCGGGCGCGGUGGCUCACGCCUGUAAUCCCAGCACUUUGGGAGGCCGAGGCGGGUGGAUCACAAGGUCAGGAGAUCGAGACCAUCGUGGCUAACACGGUGAAACCCCGUCUGUACUAAAAAUACAAAAAAUUAGCCAGGCAUGGUAGCGGGCGCCUGUAGUCCCAGCUACUUGGGAGGCUGAGGCAGGAGAAUGGCGUGAACCCAGGAGGCAGAGCUUGCAGUGAGCCGAGAUUGCGCCACUGCACUCCAGCCUGGGCGACAGAGCCAGACUCCGUCUCAAAAAAAAAAAAAAAGAAAAAUAUGCCUCGGCCUCCCAAAGUGCUGGAAUUACAGGCAUGAGCCACCGUGCCUGGCCUGCUCACUUUCUGAUGCUGCUUUUUUGUUGUUUGUUUGUUUGUUUUGAGAUGGAGUCUUGCUCUGUCACCAGGCUGGAGUGCAGCAGCGCGAUCUCGGCUCAUUACAACUUCCGCCUCCCAGGUUCAAGCGAUUCUCCUGCCUCAGCCUGUGGAGUAGCUGGGACUAUAGGUGCGCGCCACCACGCUCAGCCACUGAUGCUGUUUUGCCACUGAUGCUGUUUUGAAAUUGAUAUUUUGUCUCGUAAAAAUUAGGCCAGGCGCGGUGGCUCACACCUAUAAUUCCAGCACUUUGGGAGGCCAAGGUGGGUGGAUCACCUGAGGUCAGGAGUUGGAGACCAGCCUGGACAACAUGGCAAAACUGCAUCUCUACUAAAAAUACAAAAAAAAUUAGCCGGGUGUGGUGUCACAUGCCUAUAAUCCCAGCUACUGGGGAGGCUGAGGCAGGAGAACCUCUUGAACCCAGGAGGUGGAGGUUGCAGUGAGCUGAGCUUGCGCCACUGCAUUCCAGCCUGGGUGACAGAGUGAGACUGUCUCAAAAAAAAAAAAAAAAUUAAUGAUGGUCAAAGGGUAUAAAAUCUCAGACAGGAAGAAUAUGUUUUAUACUUUUUUUGAGUUCGGUUGUACAGUGUGGUGCCUAUACUUAAUAAUGGAGUAUUACACAUUUCAAAAUUAAUGUUCUCAUCAGAGAAAUGUAUUUGAAGUAUUGCAUAUGUUAACUAGCUUGAUUUAACUAUUCCAUAUUGUAUCCACAAUUUAUGACAUCACUUUGUAACCCAUACAUUUAUACAAUUACAAAUUGUCAAUUUAUAAUAAAAAAAUUUGUUGCAUCUUUUUAGAAA